UUCAGGUCGUUACCAUGAAAUGUCAAUGUAUUUCUAAACGUAAACAAGUCGCAGUUUUACGCUACCUUCACUUUGAGGUUCUUUCAAUUCCCUCUUCAAAAAAUUGACACAACAAAAUGUCUAAGAGAGGACGUGGUGGUUCCGCGGGAGCGAAAUUCCGCAUCUCGCUGGGUCUCCCAGUGGGUGCCGUCAUAAAUUGCGCAGACAACACGGGUGCCAAGAACCUGUAUGUCAUUGCUGUACAAGGUAUCAAGGGUCGUCUGAACAGAUUACCAGCGGCUGGUUCAGGUGACAUGAUUGUAGCCACCGUCAAAAAGGGUAAACCAGAACUCAGGAAAAAGGUAAUGCCAGCGGUGGUGAUUCGGCAGCGGAAACCGUUCAGAAGGAGGGAUGGGGUGUUUAUAUAUUUUGAGGACAAUGCGGGUGUCAUUGUUAACAAUAAGGGUGAAAUGAAAGGUUCGGCGAUCACAGGCCCCGUGGCUAAGGAAUGCGCUGACCUUUGGCCCCGUAUUGCAUCGAAUGCCAGCUCGAUAGCUUGAAAAAUAUAUGGAUAAGGAUAAA
This is a messenger RNA of Danaus plexippus (monarch butterfly), 561 nucleotides long. It is a transcript of the gene RpL23, whose product is annotated as large ribosomal subunit protein uL14. Gene Ontology annotation, cellular component: cytosolic large ribosomal subunit; ribosome. Lineage: Eukaryota; Metazoa; Arthropoda; Insecta; Lepidoptera; Nymphalidae. Gene Ontology annotation, molecular function: large ribosomal subunit rRNA binding; structural constituent of ribosome. Gene Ontology annotation, biological process: translation. The coding region runs from base 117 to 539 and encodes 140 amino acids. The transcript is spliced from 4 exons. The record is from RefSeq and is a predicted model, not a curated record.